AUGUCAUCUAUCUUAACUAAUCCACUUUAUCGUCCUCUAUUAGAGGCUCUUAGAUCUGCUAGAAAUGGAAUUGUUUAUGGUGGUAAAAUUAGAUUUCUGCAUGCUUUGGUCAUUAAUUUACUUUAUAGAUCAGGUCCUAUAUUACCUAGGCUUAAACCAGUAUUAAAAGCAACUAAAAAUCAUGCUGAAGUAUUGGCAGCUUUUGCUAUGAUUUAUAAAAUAGCUGUUAAAUUAUUAAUUCAACCUACAUUAUUAGGACCAGGAAAUACAAGAUUAGCUAAAUUCAUAGGGGGAGCAUUUGGUGCUUGGAUAGUUUAUAGUCAACAUUUUCCAUAUUUUCAUCCUGGUAUAACUCAUCAAAUUACACUUUACUGUUAUUCAAGAGUACUGUUAGCAGUUGGGAAAAUAUUAUUAGAUUAUUAUUUACAAUCUAGACAACCAAUGUUUAGAAAUUCUAAAGGUGAUGUACUAUUAUUUAAUGAUUUAACAUCAAAACAACAACUAAAGUUAAAGAAUGCUAUCUACGGUCGAUCUUGGAAAUAUUUCGCUGUAUUAGUUUGGGCUCUAGUAAUGUUUAUUUAUGAUUAUCAACCUCAAUAUUUACAAAGUUCAUUAAGACAUAGUAUGGCUUAUAUAUAUGAUGUUGAACUUGAUUCCUGGAGUAGUUGGUGGGAAUUCUUAGGAAUAUGA
Scheffersomyces amazonensis is the source of this 690-nucleotide messenger RNA. RefSeq lists its product as uncharacterized. The transcript has a single exon. The record is from RefSeq and is a predicted model, not a curated record. Gene Ontology annotation, cellular component: peroxisomal membrane. NCBI's taxonomy places the organism in Eukaryota, Fungi, Ascomycota, Pichiomycetes, Serinales, Debaryomycetaceae. Bases 1 to 690 code for a protein of 229 amino acids.